AUGGGAGAGAAAAGGAUAACGCUUUACCGUAGCUCUGAUGAGAUUUUGCUAGUGGGAGAGGGAGAUUUCUCAUUUUCACUUUGUUUGGCAAGGGCAUUUGGCACCGCCAAAAACAUGGUUGCUACCUCUCUUGAUUCUAGAGCAUCUUUAAGGAACAAGUAUGGAAGUGCAUUAGGGAACUUGACUGAACUAGAGGCUCUUGGCUGCACCAUUGUACAUAGGGUUGAUGUCCACACAAUGUUAGAACGCCCACAUCUCAUAGAUCGUCAUUUUGACUACAUAAUUUUUAAUUUUCCUCAUGCGGGUUUCAUUGCUCGAGAAAGUGAUGACUACCAAAUUCAGCUUCACAAGGAUUUAGUGAGUGGAUUUUUGUACAAUGCUAAAUACAUGCUUAAUAAAGGUGGAGAGAUUCAUAUUACUCACAAGACAACUCAUCCUUUCAGUUACAAAAACAAGAGAGGUGAUGGCCUUCAAUGUGACCAGAGUUUCCCCAUUGGAGAGUGUAGUACUUUCAUGUUCAAGAAAUUUUUUGAUCGUUUUUUAAAGUAA
This is a messenger RNA of Glycine soja, 549 nucleotides long. RefSeq lists its product as uncharacterized. Lineage: Eukaryota; Viridiplantae; Streptophyta; Magnoliopsida; Fabales; Fabaceae. Gene Ontology annotation, cellular component: cytoplasm. The coding region runs from base 1 to 549 and encodes 182 amino acids. The transcript is spliced from 4 exons. The record is from RefSeq and is a predicted model, not a curated record. Gene Ontology annotation, molecular function: rRNA (uridine-N3-)-methyltransferase activity. Gene Ontology annotation, biological process: rRNA base methylation.